AUGGGCAAGAUCGAGAACAACGAGAGGGUGAUCCUCAAUGUCGGGGGCACCCGGCACGAAACCUACCGCAGCACCCUCAAGACCCUGCCUGGGACGCGCCUGGCCCUUCUCGCCGCCUCCGAUCCCCAGGGCGACUGCCUGACGGCGGCUGGCGACAAGCUGCAGCCGUCGCCCCCUUCGCUCUCGCCGCCGCCGCGACCGCCCCCACUGUCCCCCGGGCCGGGCGGCUGCUUUGAGGGCGGCGCGGGCAACUGCAGUCCCCGGGGCAUCGGCGGCGACCACCCUGGGGGCGGCCGCGAGUUCUUCUUCGACCGGCACCCCGGCGUCUUCGCCUAUGUGCUCAACUACUACCGCACGGGCAAGCUGCACUGCCCCGCCGACGUGUGCGGGCCGCUCUUCGAGGAGGAGCUGGCCUUCUGGGGCAUCGACGAGACGGACGUGGAACCCUGCUGCUGGAUGACCUACCGGCAACACCGUGACGCCGAGGAGGCGCUCGACAUCUUCGAGACCCCCGACCUCAUCGGCGGCGACCCUGGCGACGACGAGGACCUGGCGGCCAAGAGGUUGGGCAUCGAGGACGCGGCGGGCCUGGGGGGCCCCGACGGCAAGUCUGGCCGCUGGAGGAGGCUGCAGCCCCGCAUGUGGGCCCUCUUCGAGGACCCCUACUCGUCCAGAGCCGCCAGGUUUAUUGCUUUUGCUUCUUUAUUCUUCAUCCUGGUUUCAAUCACAACCUUUUGCCUGGAGACACAUGAAGCUUUCAAUAUUGUUAAAAACAAGACAGAACCAGUCAUCAAUGGCACAAGUGUUGUUCUGCAAUAUGAAAUCGAAACGGAUCCUGCCUUGACGUAUGUAGAAGGAGUGUGUGUGGUGUGGUUUACUUUUGAAUUUUUAGUCCGUAUCAUUUUUUCCCCUAAUAAACUUGAAUUCAUCAAAAAUCUCUUGAAUAUCAUUGACUUUGUGGCCAUCCUACCCUUCUACUUAGAGGUGGGACUCAGUGGGCUGUCAUCCAAAGCUGCUAAAGACGUCCUUGGCUUCCUCAGGGUGGUAAGAUUUGUGAGGAUCCUGAGAAUCUUCAAGCUCACCCGCCAUUUUGUAGGUCUGAGGGUGCUCGGACACACACUUCGAGCUAGUACUAAUGAAUUUUUGCUGCUGAUAAUCUUCCUGGCUCUAGGAGUUUUGAUAUUUGCUACUAUGAUCUACUAUGCCGAGAGAGUAGGAGCUCAACCUAACGACCCUUCAGCUAGUGAGCACACGCAGUUUAAAAACAUUCCAAUUGGCUUCUGGUGGGCUGUAGUGACCAUGACUACCUUGGGCUAUGGGGAUAUGUACCCCCAAACAUGGUCAGGGAUGCUGGUGGGAGCCCUGUGUGCUCUGGCUGGCGUGCUGACAAUAGCCAUGCCGGUGCCUGUCAUUGUGAACAACUUUGGAAUGUACUACUCCUUGGCAAUGGCGAAGCAGAAACUUCCAAGAAAAAGAAAGAAGCACAUCCCUCCUGCCCCUCAGGCAAGCUCACCUACUUUUUGCAAGACAGAAUUAAAUAUGGCCUGCAAUAGCACCCAGGGCGACGCGUGUCUGGGCAAAGACAAUCGGCUUCUGGAACAUAACAGAUCAGUGUUAUCAGGUGACGACAGUACAGGAAGUGAGCCGCCAUUAUCACCCCCAGAAAGGCUCCCCAUCAGACGCUCUAGUACCAGAGACAAAAACAGAAGAGGGGAAACAUGUUUCCUACUGACGACAGGUGAUUACACGUGUGCUUCUGAUGGAGGGAUCAGGAAAGAUAACUGCAAAGAGGUUGUCAUUACUGGUUACACGCAAGCUGAGGCCAGAUCUCUUACUUAAUGGCUUGGGGAAGGCACAAAACAUGAGAGAAAGUGUUGUACAGAAUUUGUCAUGGAUUUUUGACCGCUGAAAAAGGGACAAUGGAAU
Molecule: messenger RNA, 1926 nt
Organism: Enhydra lutris kenyoni (northern sea otter)
Lineage: Eukaryota; Metazoa; Chordata; Mammalia; Carnivora; Mustelidae
Gene: KCNC2
Product: potassium voltage-gated channel subfamily C member 2
Exons: 5
Coding region: 1-1839 (612 amino acids)
Biological process (GO): potassium ion transmembrane transport; protein homooligomerization
Cellular component (GO): axon; neuronal cell body membrane; dendrite membrane
Molecular function (GO): delayed rectifier potassium channel activity; protein binding
Source: RefSeq, a predicted model, not a curated record